Molecule: messenger RNA, 1683 nt
Organism: Linum trigynum
Lineage: Eukaryota; Viridiplantae; Streptophyta; Magnoliopsida; Malpighiales; Linaceae
Source: the annotation of a GenBank genome assembly
UUUUAACCUUUUGUCAUCUUUAGCAAACAAACAUCACUUUAACUAAAAAAAGGAAAAACACUCAAUUUCCCACACUCUCGAAUUCAUCGUUGACAUUCUCGAGUCGUAAUUGUUGGGAAUACGUCCGAAUCAUGAGUAGCGACUCCGAUGAGGUAAAAAUCCAAUUUUUUUUUUCAAAAAAACCCAAAACCGCUCAACCUAAGGCAAUUUUCGGUUGUACCAUGGACCAACCGAAAAUUGCCUUAGGUUGCACCAUGGCUCAACCGAAGCCAAUUUUCGGUUGUACCAUGGCUCAACCUAAUGCAAUUUUCGGUUGGUCCACGGUACAACCGAAAAUUGCCUUAGGUUGAGCCAUGGUACAACCGAAAAUUGGCUUCGUUGAGGGGUUUCGGAAUUUUUUUGGAUUUUUUUGUUUUAUAUCAAUAAUUUUCUAUUCUUUUACUACAAUUUAUGGUUCGGUCCAUAAGAUAAAUGGAUUUUGGUUUAUAUUUUUUUAGAUUUAUGGAAGGGGAGGGGUUGUUUGUUUUGUGUUUGAUUUUGAAAUUCAAAAUGGGCAAUUCGGUAAAUUACAUAUUAAGUUAGGACGAUGGUUAGUCAUUUUUAGGACGACCUUUAACCAUUCAGUAAGAAAAAUGUAUUUCUUAAAGCUUUGAAACUAUCAAAGAUUUCCACAAUUCUUGGAGUCGAGUAUUCUUAAAAUACGUGGGUUCUGAUCUGAAGUUCAUGGUCUCUGUAAUUUAAACGAGGACAUGUAUUAUCAAAACUAGGGAACGGAAGAAUACAUGAUAGCAAAACGAAGUAUGGUUUUGAAUACGUGAAUGAUCAAAGAAUACUCUGGGUUCCAAACCUUAGUAGGUUAUCUGACACUCUAAAUCCUUUGGUUUUCCUGUUAUGAAGGUAAUGGAAGACGACCAAGAAAUCGCGGCAUAUAUGUUCAGAAGAACAGUUCCUUCCAUGCAUUUAACCCCUGAAGAUGUUCGAUGGAUGGUUGGAGCAUGGAGAGACAGGAUCAUCGUUUGCACGGGGACAUACGGCCCAUCCCAGACACUAAUCAAAGCCUUCUUGGACUCCGGGGCCAAAGCGGUCGUGUGUCCAUCCGCAGACCCCAUGGACAUCCCGGUGACCACUGCCAGUGGAUCGGGAUGCGACCUCAACUCGAUGGAGAACGGGAAGUUUGAGAUCGGGGAGGAGGACGAAGCCGAGAGCGAGGACAUUGAGCCUCCCAGCCCUGCCGCCAGCGACUGGGAGGACAGCGAACCGGAGAGAGGGUGCAGCGCCUAUUCGAUGGGUUUCUGGGACGAUGAUGAGGACAGGCUAUCUCAGUUCCUCAGCAUGCUGUACGAUUUGCUGUUCCGGGAAGGGGCGAGCAUCGAUGUGGCACUGCGGACUGCUCUGGCCAGCCAUCGUCGACUCAGGUAUUCUUGCCAUCUCCCCGGUAUGCAUCGACUCUGAUCUGAGUCAUUAGUACUAGGAGGGUGACGAGCAAAAGACACAAAGAGAAGUGUGGUUAGGUUAUACAGAUUUAAAGAGUGAAGGGUGCAGGGAAUAAUAAGAAUAUGUUUAGAUUGUUAGGUCAUAGUGUUGUAACGGAAUAAUCAAACGAAGAGUAAAAAAGAACAUCCAAUUUUCUGAGGCUAUCGAGAGGGAAACUUCAGCAUUCUGUAAUAUACAUUUAGAUAAAAA